Radiomyces spectabilis is the source of this 916-nucleotide messenger RNA. RefSeq names its product Alpha/beta knot methyltransferase. The transcript is spliced from 4 exons. NCBI's taxonomy places the organism in Eukaryota, Fungi, Mucoromycota, Mucoromycetes, Mucorales, Radiomycetaceae. Gene Ontology annotation, biological process: rRNA base methylation. Gene Ontology annotation, molecular function: rRNA (pseudouridine) methyltransferase activity; rRNA binding. The record is from RefSeq and is a predicted model, not a curated record. Gene Ontology annotation, cellular component: nucleolus; small-subunit processome. Bases 40 to 825 code for a protein of 261 amino acids.
CUCUUUGCAGAUCAGAUCACAAUAAGAGAAAAAAAAAAGAUGGCCACCGAGUCGAAACGACAGACAAGCGAGAAUGAAGCCUCGGAACCGAAGCGUAUCCGAGUAGGAGCUACCCGUACCACCGAUGUGCACAUGGUGCCUCAAGCACCCAAAGUGCCAAAGACGAUGACUGAAAAGGAGAACGCUCGACGCCUCAUCGUCAUUCUCGAAGGUGCUACGCUUGAAACUCUCAAAGUGGGCAAACAGAAAGAAGGAAACUAUCAACUCUUGAAUGUCGAUGAUCACUUGCAUAUCCUCAAGAAAACCGGCCGAGAAACUUACGAAGCUAGACCUGAUAUUCUGCACCAGUGUCUUUUGACGUUGCUAGACAGUCCUCUCAACAAGGCGGGUCUCUUGCAAGUCUUCAUUCAUACCCAGAAGAAUGUCUUGAUCGAAGUCAAUCCCCAUAUCAGAAUUCCUAGAACCUUCAAACGUUUCGCCGGUUUGAUGGUUCAACUGCUCCACAAACUUAGUAUUCGUGCUGUCAAUGGCAACGAAAAACUGUUGCGUGUCAUUGAAAACCCAGUAACCAAAUAUUUACCGACCAAUAGCUACAAGAUCGCUUUAUCUUGGGAUGCCCCCACCGUGCGAUUAUCCGAGUACAUGCCCACCAUUCCUGAAGACAAGAAUAUUGUCAUUGCCGUGGGUGCCAUGGCUCACGGUACGGAUGACUUUGCUGAUGCGUAUGUGGAUGAUAAGAUCAGUGUAUCCGAUUAUUCCUUGUCAGCUUCCGUUGCAUGUGGCAAAAUUGCAUGCGCCGUCGAAGAAUUAUGGGGCAUUUUGUAAAUAACUAUCUAUCCUUUCUCUAGCAUACCUGAUUCAAAGCAUUCGAAAAGCAUGUAUUUUUGUACAAUUUUUUUUAGAAAGACAUUUUUUG